GAGUUUCAUGAGCAUCGUCAUGCAGCUGCAGCGCUGGCUGCUAUGAAUGGGCGGAAGAUAAUGGGUAAGGAAGUCAAAGUGAAUUGGGCAACAACCCCCAGCAGUCAAAAGAAAGAUACAAGCAGUAAGUACAUUUGUUGCCCUGUGGGCAUUUGUUGUAUUAUACCCCAUAGUUCUGUUGUAAAGCAUAUAACAUCAUACAUGUUUGCAGUAAUAUUUUGAUCGUUAUCCUGAUAUGAUUUAAUGUGUUUGUGUUAAUAAAUUUAAGAACAAAUCUAAUCUUUGUCAUCAGGUAGUACCGUUGUCAGCACACAGCGUUCACAAGGUAAUUGUAUCUUCUUAAACAUAAAAUGAACUCUCUUGAAAGGGUAUUCACUAACCACCUCAAGUUUUUAUUUGAUAUUGGUUGGGGGGAGCGGGGAGGGGAAGGAUGUAGUAUUUUUAUUUGUUUCUGGCAAUAUUUUUCCCUUUCUUCCCAUUGUUGACCAAGUGUGGCUUGUCCACGAAUUUGUUGCUAGUUCAAGCUCUCUGUCCCCCUUGGUAGCAGCUGAUGUCUUAGAAAUACUUUCACCACCUAAAGGGCAAGAUACCCUACUUCCCUGAGGUCACCUGGGCUUCAUACCCAGAUCUGCCAAGUGCUCAAGUUGCUCCUGAAACAGUGUUUCCGGAAGAGCAACCCAGUGUGUUGCUUAAGGCCUGCAAAUAGGGGUAACUUUUCUUUCCAAAUCUACUUUGUCAAAGUUGAUAUAUGUGUCCAUUUUAAAGUGUUCUUCAGCAAGUUUGGUUUUUCAAAUGUUUCUUUUGAGAAUUGUCUUUAAAAACCAAAAAAAAAAACAAAAAACAAAAAAAAAAAAAAAAAAAAAACAAAGCUUCACCUGUGGGAUGGUUAUUUCUCUCCAGUGCUUUUUUUAAUGGUGCUGAUAUAAAGUGAAGGGAUCACUGUUUUCAUUCUGUUGCCUUCAGUCUUAGUUCACUUGCACAUGGAUUCACAUAAACUGAAUGGUGUAAUGUCUGGGCAACCAAAACUGUUGGCUUUUGAGAAAACUGUCAAAUGCUUUAACAUCAAACUGUUGCAAUGCAAGGUAUUUCUUUGAUUGUUCUUCACAAAAUAGUGGCUAAACCAAGUAUUUCAUGUAGCUAGCCUCAGUAAAUUGCCUUAAAUAAGGCAAAUCUAGUCUUCAUAACUUGCAUUACCACUACUUAAUUGUAAUUUAUAAAGCCUAGAUACAGUAAUAAAAUGAAUAACAGUAAAUAAUUACUAUUAGAAUGAUAACUAAGUCUUACUUUUUUUACAGAAUGAAAGUUUUUAUAUGUUAAUAGUUUGUUUCCUAGACCCUUGUAAUGAUUGACUAUAAAUAGACAGAGACUGCCAGCUUCUGGGAGCUAUCAGUCUUUUUAGAAGACUCUUUCCUGUGUUGUUAACUUUUGAGUUAUUAUGUUUAAGACUAAUAGGAUUUUAUAGCGAGGACAGUAUUUUAUACUUGAUUAUAUAGUCUGUGCAUUAUUUUAAGAAUUCUUAAGAAUUUUAUUAAUUGUAGUACUUAAGUUCUGAAGUUGUAUUUUUCUUUUCACUCCCCUCCUUCCUUUGUAAGAUCAUUUCCAUGUGUUUGUUGGUGACCUCAGUCCAGAAAUCACAACUGAAGACAUCAAAGCAGCUUUUGCACCAUUCGGAAGAAUUUCGUAAGUAACAAAAGAUAAAUAAAACACUUUGAAUUGGAAGUGACUUUAUGUAAUAAUAACUAUAAUUUUGUUGUGACUGUGAACCUUAAUUUUAACACUUUAAAUACAGCAUAUUCCAUUGUUUAGAGAUCAUCCAAGAGUCUUAACAGCAGGUUGUAUUCCCACUAAUGAGUAACUGAUCUUUGGUCAUCUUUAGACCCUUGCCCAGUUAGCAGCACUUCCUCAGACUGCUGUCAUAGACAUUUUUAAACUUCUGGAGGUGUUGUGCUGUGAUUAAAGGAGUUAUUCAGGCACUUGUAUGAUUACAUGCAUUUUAUGUUAAUUUAAUAAAAUAAAACCUCAACAGUUUUGAUUGAAAAAGCAGUUAUUAAAUAUUACUUCCUUGGCAUUUAAUUCUUCCCCGCCUUUAAAACUUAGCAGUAGUACUUUGUACUGUUUUGGGAAACACUGUCUUAUGUUUAAUUGUAGCCAUGCAUUUUAGGCCCUUUGUCAGUAUUUAUUCAGAGUAGUAUUCAUCAUAGAAAAACUUUAGUAGAAGUCUUAAUACAUGCCAUAUUACAGUAAGAGUAACAAGCAAUUUCAAUAUUCAUUCAGAAGCAGUUGUUGAGUUUAGGGAAAGUGUUACAGGGUUUCUGAUUCCUUUGUUACUGUGUCACUAGAACAAAAUAAAAAGGGAAUUCUAGCUAUGGGUGGUUUGAACAAAACAGCAGAUAGAGGUGAGGAGAUUUGAAAGUAGAUGCCCAUAGCAUUCUAGUGAGUUUUCAUUGAGAGUUGCAGUUGAUUGGUGAGAGAGUCACUUUGAGGGUAGGACAGGAUUCGAGCUUAUAAAUGGACUCUUCUGUUACAUGACAUUUUCCCUUGUGAGAACUGGUUAAGAAAAUAAGGAAGUUUUCAUUUCUUGGUGAUUUUAUAAGCUGUGUUAGGAUUUCAGUAGUGGUUGGUUUGCUUUCAAGUAUCUAGAAUAGGCAUGCCUUACUUUAACUUCAUUCUGUCAAGCUCUAAAAGUCCUUCUCUGCAGAAUCUUGUACAUUUUCAGUUUGGUGUAGAAAAUCUUGGUAAGUUUCAUCCUGUCCUCAGAGUAGUCACAGGACAACAGAAGGCUUAAGAGUUCCAUCCUGAUCCAUGCUGCUUUCUGUGCAAGUCAUUUUAGGAGGAAGUAAGGGUGAGACACUAGAAAGAAAGAAACCUCUUCUAACAUGGACAAGUGAAAUAGCUAUUGUGGUGGAUUUUUCAUUUUGGCUUAAUUACCCUUUCUGAUGAGGAUUUUAGUUAGAAAUUUAGACAAAGAUUGUUUAAUAAUUAUUGAAGGGCUGAUAAAAUGGUUCAACAGGUAAGGUUGCUUGCUGUCAAGCCUGAUGACCUGAGUUCAGUCCCAAAACUCCACAUGGUGGAAGGAGAAAACUGACUCCUGAAAAUUGUCCUCUGACUUCCAUACAUUCAUGCGCAUACACACACACACACACACACACAUACAUACACACACUAAAUGUUUAAAAAAUUGUAAAGUUAAAUGGCCUUCAAAUUUAACAGUUUCAUGACUUUGUAGUUGUAAAACUAGUCUAUCUUUUUGUUAAAUAUGACUAUAUCAUAUUUUUAGUCUGGAUUUUUUGUUUGCGUAUUUAUUUUCACAUGUAUGUGGGUACGUAUGUGUGUAUAUGCCAGAGAUUGACAUCAAGUGUCUUCCUCCAUCACUCUCCACCAAAUACAUUGGGGCAGAAUUUCUCACUAGAACCUAGAGCUCACUAAUUCUACUAGUCCAGGCAGCUUACCCUGAGUAUCCCGUCUCUACCACACUGACUUGACAUGUAUAUGCUGGAGAUUUGAACUCAGGUCCUUUCAUUUGCAUGAUAGCACGUUAUCUGUUGAUCUGUUUCCCCAGCCCCGGUAUUUGGAUUUUCUUAUGGGCACACAAUUGUUAAUUUGUUAAUUUUUUUUUUUCUUGGUUAGGCCUUUUUGUUGAGGUAAUUUGUGUUUAAAUGUUAGCUUAUACAGGAAGUUAGCUUUCCUAACUAUUUGGCAAUUGAAAAUACACAUUUCUGGUUUUGUUUGUGUUGUUGUUUCUUGUCUUAAGGCGACAGCCUGAUAAGAAUAUUGAAGGGUUUCUACAGUAGAUGUCUCUGUAGGCAGUUUAUACCAUGCUUGAUUUAUAGACAGUAUAGGGUACAUGGUGGUCUAUUAAAUAUUUUUAUGAAAAUAAUUCUUUCCUUAAUUUAAAUAGCUUGAACCCCUCCUGUUACUUGAGUUUAGGGUCAUAUAGCAAAUUUUGAUAUAGAAGUAAAUCAACUACCAAAUUAAAUGCAUGUGUGCCAUGUAGAUAAUAGUUACUGAGAAGUGACUUACAUUAGUUUAAUCAUCAGAAUCUGUCAUUUUGAUUGCCCUUAAUAAGUCACUUCUAAGCUCAUCUGAAAUGUACUUGUGUGUACUUACAAUUACAUUGCAUGGCUUUCUGAUUGGGUUCUUGUUGUAAGCAUGCCUGUUGUGUCCAUGUGUCUUGAGAGAACAAGCACUGUGACACACUUGGCUGAGUUAAAUAGAUUGCCUGUGAAGCAGCACAGUUUGAGUCCAGGUUUUGAGGUGUGGAGUUUUAGCUAUCGUGGCUGGGUUUUUACUCAAUCUCAAAUAAUAGGGCUCUGGUUAUUUUGCAGAGUGUCUCUGAAGAAUGGACAGAAUUGCCCUGGCUAACUACAAGCUACGGUUCACAGUGGAUAAAUAGAUGCUCGCGUGGUAAAAGACAUGGCUACGGGGAAGUCUAAGGGAUAUGGCUUUGUCUCCUUUUUCAACAAAUGGGAUGCAGAAAAUGCCAUUCAGCAGAUGGGUGGCCAGUGGCUUGGUGGAAGACAAAUCAGAACUAACUGGGCAACCCGAAAGCCUCCAGCUCCAAAGAGUACAUAUGAGUCAAACACCAAACAGCUGUCAUACGAUGAGGUUGUAAGUCAGUCUAGCCCCAGCAACUGCACUGUGUAUUGUGGAGGGGUGACGUCGGGACUGACAGAACAACUAAUGCGUCAGACUUUUUCUCCAUUUGGACAAAUAAUGGAAAUUCGAGUCUUCCCAGAUAAAGGAUAUUCAUUUGUUCGGUUCAAUUCCCAUGAAAGUGCAGCACAUGCGAUUGUUUCUGUUAAUGGUACCACCAUUGAAGGGCAUGUGGUGAAAUGCUAUUGGGGCAAAGAGACUCUUGAUAUGAUAAAUCCUGUGCAACAGCAGCAAAAUCAAAUUGGAUAUCCACCAGCAUAUGGCCAGUGGGGCCAGUGGUAUGGAAAUGCACAACAGAUUGGCCAGUAUGUGCCUAAUGGUUGGCAAGUACCUGCCUAUGGAAUGUAUGGCCAGCCGUGGAGCCAGCAGGGAUUCAAUCAGACCCAGUCUUCUGCACCAUGGAUGGGACCCAAUUACAGUGUGCCGCCACCUCAAGGCCAGAAUGGCAACAUGCUUCCUAAUCAGCCUGCUGGGUAUCGAGUGGCAGGGUAUGAAACCCAGUGAGAACAGACUACAAAAUGGAAGCCAGUGGCUUGACGCUACAGGGAGGGUAGGAAAGCUGUUGUUUACUUAAAGAUUUAUCAAAUCAGUCAGUGCAAAUGCCAGAUAAUGAUGUAUUUAUUUAAAAGAUUCAUUUUUUAAUCAUGAAAUUACUUUUCAUCCACAUUGUUUUAAAAAGGAACAAGAUGGUGGAUGUCUGCCAAUUUUUGCCUUCAUUAUCUUUUUUGAUAAAGUUUCUCAGAUCCUUGUUUCAAAGACAAAUGCAGGGAUUGCUGCCACUUUUUAAAAAUUAAGAGGCAGAAAAUUGCACAAUAUUGAACUUUCCACUAAAGUAGCGUGCAUUUUUAGUUUGCAUUCCUGAUAUGAUUUAAAACAUGUAAUAUAGAUGUAAAAAGAGAAGCCAAACUUGUGCAAAGUCUAGAAGUUCUUUAUAACUUUCAGCGUAUGCACAGUUCUGUGUUAGUUUUAAAGAGUAGGCAUUACGUGACCUAUACCAUCUCCACUGUUAGCCCUUUGGAAUUUUUAAAUGUAAAUUAUUAGUUUAUAUCAUUUUGUAUCUACAUUUUUUUCACAAAUUUGUCCUGCCUUAUAAAAAUUCUGUAACAUAUUCUUAAAUGAAAAAAAAUGAUGUUCACUUAGAUUGAAAACUUUUCUCAGAUGGACUGAUAACUGCAUUCAUCUUGUUUUUAUAUGAGAAGGUGCCUCAAGGAUUCACUGUUGGAUUUGUUUAAAGGGAUUUUUAUCUUCUGUGAUAAACUUUGCCAUCUACCAGGAACUAUAAAAACAACAGCUUGUGACUAAGGAGACUGCAGUGUGCUAAGUCCUCACCCACAUCAGCUUCAUGUGUCAGCAUCUACGUUUACAUGUGGUGUUUUCUGAGAUAGUUCCUUCCGCAAGUCAUAGUUUGCAGUUAGCAAACUUUGUAUGUCAUUCCCUUCCUAAAGGUGUCAUGAAGAGUUGACAUAAGACGGGUUUUACGUUUGCAUGUGAAUAUCACAUACGUACUUUGGUAGUCUUUGAUACAAACUCAUCUGUUCUUGUUUUUCAAGAAUUUUGAGACACAAAGUUGUAUGUAAAGGAAUAUAUUAAUUUGAUGUUUUCUAGUUAGAUUUACUUAAAAAAGUAAAUCCAUUUUAAUAUGUACAAAUGUUAGCUGUGAAACUGUAGAAUAUUCCUCUGUCAGGCUUGGGGUUCAUUAAGAACUCCAAAACUAGCCUGAAGGACCAGCCGGGCAAAACAUUUUUUAAAUAUUCAGAGGCCAAAAUAUGAACAAACAAAAAAAUAAGAAACCCUUAAAAUCCUACCUCCUUAAAUAGCCAUCAAGGAAGAGGCUCCACAGCACAGGCAUGACUUUGGUUCUUUGGUACCUGAUCUCUUGGAGCUUCCACAUUAUUUUUGAGGUUUGCUCUUUGAUGGCAUUGUUCUAGCCUUGGGAUUUCUAAUACAUUUCAGAGUCUCUUGGUUUGGUUUGGUUUCAGUGAUGACCACAACCUCCUCCUUGACAUCAGAGAGGAAGGAGCCCCUGUGAAUUGUGGGUUUUGAGACCUGCAGAGAGCUCCCAGCAUUUUACUUAGGCCUGUGGAAUCGGAAGCAUUUCCUGGCCUGUAUCUUCCAGGUAGGAGCACAUGACUCUAACUUGUUUUCUAAGCCAGUCCUCUUGUAAAGCAGAGCCCAGAAAGACAGCUCAAAAUGCAUGCUUCUCUGGAGCUCAGUUCUAUGCAGUCGUGCUGAUGUUUCAUUAAGUCACUGUGUAUUUUUAAGUACUAAUACAUUGAAAUUUGCUUUAUGGAAGAUGAAUAAAUUUUUUAAAUACUUGGAAAUUUUAUUUCUUUGUAAAGUUCUACAGAUCAGGACAGGCAAUAAAAGCAGCUUAAAUGAAAUACUUAAAAAAAUUUUAAGAAAAAUAAAUCACACACAUCAGGAAACUAUUUUGGCUAAUUUUUUUAGCUUUUUUUUCCUUCUGACUUUUGUUUCUGUUUUAGCACCCUCAGUAUUUUUCUCUAUUAAAGAAUUUUACUUCCUUUGCAACUCAUAGACUGCAGGAUCAUUUGGGCACAAGUAAUUUAUUUUGUACAGAAGUGUAGCUUCUCUCUUCUUUCGACUCAGUACUGAGGACUUUUAUUAGCAGCAUGUUCUUAUUGCACAGAUUUUAAAUUCAUGUUGAUUUGCUGUUGAGAAGGUGGUGACGUGUUCCUGAUGAAAGACUGACAUUUUAGGAACAUGGCUGGCUUUGGUUUAAUUUCAAUGUUCAAUCAUUUAAAUCAAUUUUCAACCUAAAAAUCUUCAUCCUGGUAUAAGUAUCAGGUAAGGAAAUCAAGGUUUUUAAAGUGAACUUCUUUGCAAUAUGCAUUCGAUUUUACUCUCUGGUACUGUAAAGAACCUGAGUGACUCUCAGUGGGUCAUGGAGCCAGUAUUCUUUAUCCUGACUGUUUGGAUAUUAAAAUUCCUUUAUGUUUUCUAUGA
Messenger RNA from Peromyscus californicus insignis, 7617 nucleotides. It is a transcript of the gene Tia1, whose product is annotated as TIA1 cytotoxic granule associated RNA binding protein. Bases 4414 to 5157 code for a protein of 247 amino acids. The record is from RefSeq and is a predicted model, not a curated record. The transcript has 9 exons. Lineage: Eukaryota; Metazoa; Chordata; Mammalia; Rodentia; Cricetidae. Gene Ontology annotation, molecular function: mRNA binding.